Hirsutella rhossiliensis is the source of this 576-nucleotide messenger RNA. RefSeq names its product beta-xylosidase. The transcript has a single exon. The record is from RefSeq and is a predicted model, not a curated record. The coding region runs from base 1 to 576 and encodes 191 amino acids. NCBI's taxonomy places the organism in Eukaryota, Fungi, Ascomycota, Sordariomycetes, Hypocreales, Ophiocordycipitaceae.
AUGAUGCACCCUCAACAACAGCAGCAGCAGCAGCAACAACAGCAGCAACAACAACAGCAGCAGCAACACCCGUCACAGCAGCAGCAGCAGCAGCAGCAAUCACCACAGCAGCAGCAUGCACACGCACACUCAAACCCGCACCCGCCGCCUUCCCGCCUCCACCGCCUCGCCCUCAGGAACCCGCCCCUGGCGCACAAGCUCCACCAGAUGGCCCUCCCCCUCUCGCCGCUUGUCCAGCUCACCACCGGUGCCGUCCACCCGCACUUCCCCCGCACUGUCCUGCACUUUUGGCUCCUCACCGACGCCCAGCUCGAGAGCCUCGCCUCCUUCUACCACCAGCGCUCCCCCAGUCCCUGGUCCGCCCAAUACCCCUGCCCCGUCGUCUGGCGCUCCGACCUGCCCCUCGAGGAGAAGCGCCGCCGCAUGGGCAAGUUCAUCGGCCUCCGCGGCUGCGACUCGCCCCCGGACGCCGCUGCCGUUGUCGGCGCCCUGCGCUCCGAGGACGACAUUGCCGACGAAGCCCGCAUGGCCGCUGUCGACGACGAGAUGUGGCGGAGAAAGUUGAAUCCCUGGUGA